Messenger RNA from Oncorhynchus mykiss (rainbow trout), 4140 nucleotides. NCBI's taxonomy places the organism in Eukaryota, Metazoa, Chordata, Actinopteri, Salmoniformes, Salmonidae. The record is from RefSeq and is a predicted model, not a curated record.
UGUUGUGUGAUGGGGAAACAGAUUCUCACAUCUGAUGAGGUUAUUACUGCACAAUAUUCAACCAAAAUCUAUGUUCUGUCAUUUGAGGUUAUUUUAUAUUUUUCUGUAUGUUUUUGUUUUAAAUGCCAGACUGCAACUGAAGAUUAUCUUUACCCAGAACACAUCUGGUACUGAGGGGGUUAUCUAUCCUGUCUGGAUGGGACAGACCCAGAACACAUCUGGUACUGAGGGGGGGUUAUCUAUCCUGUCUGGAUGGGACAGACCCAGAACACAUCUGGUACUGAGGGGGUUAUCUAUCCUGUCUGGAUGGGACAGACCCAGAACACAUCUGGUACUGAGGGGGUUAUCUAUCCUGUCUGGAUGGGACAGACCCAGAACACAUCUGGUACUGAGGGGGUUAUCUAUCCUGUCUGGAUGGGACAGACCCAGAACACAUCUGGUACUGAGGGGGGUUAUCUAUCCUGUCUGGAUGGGACAGACCCAGAACACAUCUGGUACUGAGGGGGGGUCAUCUAUCUUACGCUGUAGCCUACCUUCUGAGGUCUACCUCUGUUUCACCUGUAUUUUCUCUGCCUCCAUCUCCCCCCGAGGGAAACUUCUCCAUCUUCCCCCCCCCCGAGGGAAACUUCUCCUCCAUCUUCCCCCCCGAGGGAAACUUCUCCUCCAUCUUCCCCCCCGAGGGAAACUUCUCCAUCUUCCCCCCCGAGGGAAACUUCUCCUCCAUCUCCCCCCCGAGGGAAACUUCUCCAUCUUCCCCCCCCCCGAGGGAAACUUCUCCUCCAUCUCCCCCCCGAGGGAAACUUCUCCUCCAUCUCCCCCCCGAGGGAAACUUCUCCUCCAUCUCCCCCCCGAGGGAAACUUCUCCUCCAUCUCCCCCCCGAGGGAAACUUCUCCUCCAUCUCCCCCCCGAGGGAAACUUCUCCUCCAUCUCCCCCCCGAGGGAAACUUCUCCUCCAUCUCCCCACCGAGGGAAACUUCUCCUCCGUCUCCCCCCCGAGGGAAACUUCUCCUCCGUCUCCCCCCCCCCGAGGGAAACUUCUCCAUCUCCCCCCCCCCCCGAGGGAAACUUCUCCAUCUCUCCCCCCGAGGGAAACUUCUCCUCCAUCUCCCCCCGAGGGAAACUUCUCCACAGAGGACUAGUUAUUGUACCUGAUCAGUUCUUCGAAUCAUUUAGUUGUUUUUUUUGCAAAGUGUUUUAAUAUUUUUGUACCACAUAGUGUAUAUUACCGUAUUUAUAAGCUAUAAAGAAAAACAUUGUAUAUCUAUCUAUUCAUUGAAUUCUUGCAGUACUUUGUCAUUCCGUCUUUCAAUAUAUGCCUCAUUUUAUUUUUCUACGAUGUGUCGGACAGUCCAAACGCAUGGCGACAAUCUUAGACAAUAUCAACAAUCCUUUCGUAAUGUCCUGUCCCGUCUCUGUCCUGUCCCGUCCCGUCUCUGUCCUGUCUGUCUCUGUCCUGUCUGUCUCUGUCCUGUCUGUCUCUGUGCCGUCUCAAACUGAAAGACUGUUGGGGGAAAAGGGAUCCUUGUUUAAACUGGGUUGGUUUUUUCUCUCCCUGUUUAUCCAAUCAGGGCUGUGGGACAUUUCAGACUGAAACUGAGGACGAGAUAAAGCUGUCAUCCUCUCAGAACAUUCACACAUACCUCAAAACGUCCGUCUUCAGAACAUUCACACAUACCUCAAAACGUCCAUCUUUGUCUUUCUGUUGUCCAAUGGGCAGGCCAACUUUCAAUAUAGACUGGAAGGACAUUACUGGGUCCUGGUUCUCUCGAUCUUCUCUGCUACUACUGUUACAGCUAUGUAUCUUGAUCAAAAUGGCCGUCUUCUGUCCAGACCCAGACACACUAAGUCCAAUCCUUGCUGAGCCCCUGUUCCUGUCUGUCUCUAGCUGAGACAGUCUCCUGUCUGUCCCCUGCCCCGGUCUGUCUCUAGCUGAGAGUCUCCUGUCUGUCCCCUGUCUGUUUUUAGAUACAACCAGCAUUGUUGGAAAUGUGGUCAUUCUCUAAGUGCACUUUACAGUUCUGAUCGUACGUCCUGGUACAGACAACAUGAUACACACAGCUCAGAUGGAUAGGAGGAGGAAUGUGUUUGUGUGGUCUGGAUGUUUGAACGAGCGACGUAGUGAGUAAGGUUGGUGCUGCAGUUCAUACAUCUGGAUAUAACGGAGAGAGAGGGAGGAUAUGUCGUCAGAGGUUCCUGAUGUACACAUGGUGGUUGUAGAGAGGGAGGAUAUGAUGUCAGAGGUUCCUGAUGUACACAUGGUGGUUGUAGAGAGGGAGGAUAUGAUGUCAGAGGUUCCUGAUGUACACAUGGUGGUUGUAGAGAGGGAGGAUAUGAUGUCAGAGGUUCCUGAGGUACACAUGGUGGUUGUAGAGAGGGAGGAUAUGAUGUCAGAGAUUCCUGAUGUACACAUGGUGGUUGUAGAGGGAGGAUAUGAUGUCAGAGGUUCCUGAUGUACACAUGGUGGUUGUAGAGGGUGGAUAUGAUGUCAGAGGUUCCUGAUGUACACAUGGUGGUUGUAGAGGGAGGAUAUGAUGUCAGAGGUUCCUGAUGUACACAUGGUGGUUGUAGAGGGAGGAUAUGAUGUCAGAGAUUCCUGAUGUACACAUGGUGGUUGUAGAGAGGAGGAUAUGAUGUCAGAGGUCCCUGAUGUACACAUGGUGGUUGUAGAGAGGGAGGAUAUGAUGUCAGAGGUUCCUGAUGUACACAUGGUGGUUGUGGAGAGGGAGGAUAUGAUGUCAGAGGCCUGUCCUGGGACUUUACAUUGAUAACAGAGGUCUUCUGGUCUACCAGCAUCGGUCUCUGAUAGUAGAGAUGUCUGGGUCGGCCUGUCCUGGGACUUUGCAUUGAUAACAGAGGUCUUCUGGUCUACCAGCAUCGGUCUCUGAUGGUAGAGAUGUCUGGGUCGGCCUGUCCUGGGACUUUACAUUGAUAACAGAGGUCUUCUGGUCUACCAGCAUCGGUCUCUGAUAGUAGAGAUGUCUGGGUCGGCCUGUCCUGGGACUUUACAUUGAUAGCAGAGGUCUUCUGGUCUACCAGCAUCGGUCUCUGAUAGUAGAGAUGUCUGGGUCGGCCUGUCCUGGGACUUUACAUUGAUACCAGAGGUCUUCUGGUCUACCAGCAUCGGUCUCUGAUAGUAGAGAUGUCUGGGUCGGCCUGUCCUGGGACUUUACAUUGAUACCAGAGGUCUUCUGGUCUACCAGCAUCGGUCUCUGAUAGUAGAGAUGUCUGGGUCGGCCUGUCCUGGGACUUUACAUUGAUAACAGAGGUCUUCUGGUCUACCAGCAUCGGUCUCUGAUAGUAGAGAUGUCUGGGUCGGCCUGUCCUGGGACUUUACAUUGAUAACAGAGGUCUUCUGGUCUACCAGCAUCGGUCUCUGAUGGUAGAGAUGUCUGGGUCUGCCUGUCCUGGGACUUUACAUUGAUAACAGAGGUCUUCUGGUCUACCAGCAUCAGUCUCUGAUGGUAGCUGCUUUUCCAAAAUGUCUGUUGAGUGGACGACUGUUGGUGAGAGAAGGGAAGUGGAGUAGCUUGAUUUAACACUUGUCUUGGUUAGAAGGUUAAAACAAGUUGCUGUUCUGACGUUAGAUGCUUGUUGUUAUCGAUGCUGUCCCAAAUGGCACCCUAUUCCCCAUAUAGAGCACUACUGUUGACCAGGGCCCUAUAGCUCCCUAUUCCCAGGGCCCUAUUCCUUAUAUAGUCCACUACAUUUGACCAGGGCCCUAUAGCACCCUAUUCCCUAUAUAGCCCACUACAUUUGACCAGGGCCCUAAAGGAGUGCAGGAUACAGGGAAUAGGGUGCCAUUUGGGGCCCUUUUUGUCUCCAUGUUUCUGGAGCUCUGACAUAAAGAUGAGGAACACAGCAGAGGUUUAUUGGCAGUUUGAACAUUUUAUCAUUCAUCCAUUUUGAUACCCAUGGUGCUUUGCAAGGAUGUAUACAGCUCAACCAACAUUUGGUUAGUCAGAAUGAUUAUUUCCAUUUCCACUCAACUCUACUUCUUCUCCGUUGAUUUGCUUUCCAUGUAAACCAGGGUGUAAUGGAUGUGUACAGCCCAUUCAAUACUACAAGAAGCUGUUGGAACAAAAUUAAAUGUGGAUUUUUGUUUUGUUUUUUAAAUAAAAUGAAUGAACUUUCAUCUUGAA